CGCUGUCUCCCACCAGGUUAAGGCUUCAGAGCCUCGCACGCGGCCUCCGCCUCAGGUACGGCCCAGGUUGGGAGGGUGCUUCGGUAACUUCCGGGCGAGACCUGCGCAUUUCCGGUCAAGAUGGCGGCGCCCACCAGAGUCAGGUGUGGGCGACUCUGUCUUUAGUAGCGGCGGCGACUCGAGGCCCGGGGAAGCAGACCCUCAGGAGUCGACCCGUCAGGACGCCAGAGGUACCUCAGCGGUGAUCACCCCCUACCCCAAACACAUCCUUCCCUUCACAAACAGCCCAUGGCGGACCAAGGCUCGGGGGGCAGCCGCCUCCCCCUGGCGCUGCCCUCAGCCUCCCAGGGUUGCUCAUCAGGGGGCGGCGGCUCGUCGGUGGGGAACUCGGGCCAUCCUCCGCCCCCGAGAAACCUCCAAGGCCUGCUGCAGAUGGCUAUCACGGCGGGCUCCGAGGAACCAGACCCCCCUCCAGAACCCAUGAGUGAGGAGAGGCGGCAGUGGCUGCAGGAGGCUAUGUCAGCUGCCUUCCGGGGCCAGCAGGAGGAAGUGGAGCAGAUGAAGAACUGCCUUCGAGUACUGUCCCAGCCUACACCCUCCUUGGCUGCUGAGGCUGACCUGGCCGCUGACCAGCAGGAGCGCGAGGGGGCCCUGGAGCUGCUGGCCGACCUGUGUGAAAACAUGGACAAUGCUGCAGACUUCUGCCAACUGUCAGGCAUGCACCUGCUGGUGGGCCGGUACCUGGAGGCGGGGCCCGCAGGGCUGCGGUGGCGGGCGGCGCAGCUCAUCGGCACAUGCAGCCAGAAUGUGGCGGCCAUCCAGGAGCAGGUGCUGGGCCUGGGCGCCCUGCGCAAGUUGCUGCGGCUGCUUGACCGGGACGCCUGCGACUUGGUGCGCGUGAAGGCUCUCUUCGCCAUCUCCUGCCUGGUCCGGGAGCAGGAGGCUGGGCUGCUGCAGUUCCUUCGCCUGGAUGGCUUCUCCGUCUUAAUGCGGGCCAUGCAGCAGCAGGUGCAAAAGCUCAAGGUCAAGUCAGCGUUCCUGCUGCAGAACCUGCUGGUGGGCCACCCCGAACACAAAGGGACCCUGUGCUCCAUGGGGAUGGUCCAGCAGCUGGUGGCCCUGAUCCGGACAGAACACAGCCCCUUCCAUGAGCAUGUGCUUGGAGCCCUGUGCAGCCUGGUGACAGACUUCCCCCAGGGCGUGCGGGAGUGCCGGGAGCCUGAGCUGGGCCUGGAGGAGCUCCUCCGUCAUCGCUGCCGGCUGCUGCAGCAGCACGAGGAGUACCAGGAGGAGCUGGAGUUCUGCGAAAAGCUGCUACAGACCUGUUUCUCCAGCCCGACGGAUGACAGCAUGGAUCGGUGAAAGCUGGUGGCUUGUCACCCCCUCUCCGUGGGAAGCCCAGGCGUGCUGCCUCCCAAGGGAGAGCAGGGCCUUGGUGGUGCGCGGCCAGGGCGUGCCAGCCCGUCUCUGCUCAGCCCCUGCCGGGGGCGCUGACGAAGGCGCCGGCUCCCUGGACCCCACCCCUCGCGCUCUCGCUGCGUUCCCCCUUCUGUGUCCACACUGCUCUUCCAGUAAAGGUGUUUCUCCU
This is a messenger RNA of Callorhinus ursinus (northern fur seal), 1588 nucleotides long. RefSeq names its product HSPA (Hsp70) binding protein 1 (gene HSPBP1). Gene Ontology annotation, molecular function: adenyl-nucleotide exchange factor activity. The record is from RefSeq and is a predicted model, not a curated record. Gene Ontology annotation, cellular component: endoplasmic reticulum. NCBI's taxonomy places the organism in Eukaryota, Metazoa, Chordata, Mammalia, Carnivora, Otariidae.